This is a messenger RNA of Sorex fumeus (smoky shrew), 331 nucleotides long. RefSeq lists its product as uncharacterized. The transcript has 2 exons. The coding region runs from base 130 to 321 and encodes 63 amino acids. Lineage: Eukaryota; Metazoa; Chordata; Mammalia; Eulipotyphla; Soricidae. The record is from RefSeq and is a predicted model, not a curated record.
UUUCAGGUUGUGUUCUUUCCUCCGCGGUGCCAGGGACCAAGCUCGGGGGCCUCCUCCGUGCGAGGCUGGCGCUCCGCCACGGAGCCGCUUCUCGUGACGUCGUUGGAGGUUCUCUGAUGCGGAAGUACUAUGAGCUUUCAGAAGUUCUGGAGAGAGUACAAAGUUCUUAUUGUUAUGGUGCCUUUAAUUGGCUUCAUACACGUGGGUUGGCACCGAAUUAGAAGCAGCCCUGUUUUCCAAGUACCUAGUAAGGACAGCGUUCCUGAGGCAGACAGUCUGACCCUUUCCAGUCCUCCAAAGAGCCACAUCCAAGGAAAAUAGCAAACAUUGG